Carassius carassius (crucian carp) is the source of this 1826-nucleotide messenger RNA. RefSeq names its product natural killer cell receptor 2B4-like. The record is from RefSeq and is a predicted model, not a curated record. Lineage: Eukaryota; Metazoa; Chordata; Actinopteri; Cypriniformes; Cyprinidae. The transcript is spliced from 7 exons. The coding region runs from base 78 to 1154 and encodes 358 amino acids.
AAAAAAUGCUCUACUUCCUCUUCUAGAGAGUAGGUAGCACAUCAUAACAGCAAGACAGAGACCCUCCGCCUGUUGCAAUGGAAAUUGGUCAAUUUCUUGUGUUCUUCAUGAAAGUUCUGAUCUCCAGCACAGCAUCCGGACCUGGAAACCAUGUGUUCAUACAGACAGGGGGCUCUGUUGAACUGGAUAUAAAAAAUAAAACACUGCCAGAGUUUAAUAGUUUAGUCUGGAUGAAAGAUAUGUCAGACAAUAUAGUCAAAUUCAUAAGUCAGUCUGGAUAUAUAAGAGAGCACAGUUCAUAUAAGAACAGAGUGGAGUUCAAUACUGAAACCUUCUCUGUCACACUGAGGAACAUGAAGAAGACAGACAGUGGAAUCUACAUGGCAAAAACAAAAGGAGAUCAAGAAAUAUGUGUUGCUAAACACAACAUAUCAGUUAUAGAUCCAGUGGAUUUUCCUAUUCUGAAAGAGAACUUCACCAUGAUAAGUGUUAACGUCUGUAUCGUGAAUGUCUCAUGCAGUGGCCGUGAUCAUACAAUAAGCAACAGAUACUACAGCAACAACUGCACUCAGGAGAAAGUGACAUCAUUUGGAAUCCAGACUCUAGUCCUGUAUUGUAUAGAGAACAUAAUUGUUUGUAACUACAGCAACCCAGUCAGUUGGAAGAAUGACACAGUAGAGAUUCACCAACUUUGCACAAGUCAUGAACCAGAGAAUAUCAAAGAAAUCAACAGUUCCUUUCCUCUCCAUUGGCUCUUGGUCAUCGCUGGUGUAUCAGUGUUGGUUUUCACAGCAGUUUCUGUAAUAUGCUGCUCUUACAAGAAGUGUAAAAAGAGUGCUCAACAGAAUGAUCAGACAGUCUAUGCACAAGUUCAGCUGAGGAAUGACAUGCAAAGACCCUUGGAGAUGUUGGAGAAAUCAGCGAAUCCUCAAACUGUGUAUGGAUUUACAGGGGAAUACAAGCAAACUCACAAUAUCAGUCCGACAAUGCCUACUCCUCAGAUACGGAAACAAGUGCAAAAGGAAAAUCACCCCAGCACCACCUACAGUACAAUAGGACAAAACCAAAAACCUUCAUUUGCCUCUGAAACAGAUCAUACAAUUUAUUCAGCAGUGUGUAAAUCCAUGCAGGGCAGACAACCUGUGCAUAAAUAGCAGAGGUUAAAUGUGUUAAAUUGUGUAUUCGAUAGAUAUCUUAACAUAUUUUUUAGGAUAUUUUAAAGGGAUCAUAUGACUUGCUAAAAAGAACAUUAUUUUGUGUAUUUGGUGAAAUUAAAUGUGAUUAUGCGGUUUAAGGUUAAAAAAAACAAAAAACAAAUAUUACUUACCACAUACUGUACAUUAUUGUUUCUCUUUUAUGCCCGGCCUUUCUGAAAUGUGUAGACUUUUACAAGGCUCCUCAUUCUGAAAAUCAAGGUAUGCUCUGAUUAGCCAGCUAUCCAGUGCAUUGUGAUUUACCAUAUGCCUCAAGCAUGUGACAGAAAUGUUGUGCCCUUUGCUAUACUGUGAUGCCACGUGUCCUGGCUCGAUGAGACAAAACCAAUAAAGCCCAUUAUAAAACAGGCAUUUGUUGCAUCCAGUGGUGGCAUAAUUACUGAUUAUAAUGAUUUAUAUUCAAGUUUAUUUGUAUAGACCCUUUAUACGAUACAAAGCAUUGCAUGGCAACAAGAAAAUUAAGUUUCUACAAUUUAUUCUGUUCUUUUACACUUUGCCUUGCAUAUGGCACCAUGUAAACAUAUAAACAUGUCUGCAUUUUUGAUCUAAGAAAUGACAAACAACAACUUCUUUCUUUGUGUGAACAUUUCUGAAAUGUGUCGAUUUUUACAA